This is a messenger RNA of Penicillium subrubescens, 2562 nucleotides long. Its product is annotated as beta-glucosidase. Gene Ontology annotation, molecular function: beta-glucosidase activity. The transcript is spliced from 4 exons. Lineage: Eukaryota; Fungi; Ascomycota; Eurotiomycetes; Eurotiales; Aspergillaceae. The record is from RefSeq and is a predicted model, not a curated record. Gene Ontology annotation, biological process: glucan catabolic process. The coding region runs from base 1 to 2562 and encodes 853 amino acids.
AUGUCGAUUGGCGACAACACACCCGUUGCGGUGCACGAAGCAUUUGCACAGAUCGCAAAUGCUGAUAUCGAGGCCCUGCUCAAGCAGCUCACGCAAGAUGAGAAGGUUGCAUUGUUGACAGGCGAGGACUUUUGGCACACAGUGCCUAUUCCCAGGCUGGGAAUCCCCUCAAUUCGACUCUCGGACGGUCCCAACGGUGUCCGUGGUACCCAUUUCUUCAGCAGCGUGCCAGCGGCAUGCCUGCCUUGUGGAACAGCGAUUGGAGCAACAUUUGAUCGAGAGCUUCUGGUUGAGAUCGGACAUCUUCUCGCGGCCGAAGCGAAGGCCAAAGGUGCACACGUUAUUCUGGGUCCGACCAUCAAUAUAGCCCGAGGCCCCUUGGGCGGAAGAGGCUUCGAGUCUUACUCUGAAGAUCCGUACUUGUCGGGUGUUCUGGCUGGACACUACUGCAAGGGACUGAAAGAGAAAGGCAUCGUCGCAACCCUCAAGCACUUUGUCUGUAAUGACCAGGAGCACGAGCGCAUGGCCGUGAGCUCGAUUGUCACUGAUCGCGCUCUACGAGAGAUCUACCUUCUCCCAUUCAUGAUUGCUAUUGCUCUGGGUAAGCCAGAAGCCAUCAUGACGGCAUACAAUAAAGUGAACGGGGUGCAUGCCUCUGAAAGCUCUCAACUACUGCACGAUAUCCUUCGUGGAGAAUGGAGCUGGGAUGGGCUGGUGAUGAGCGACUGGUUUGGAACAUACAGUACCUCCGAAGCUAUCAACGCAGGCCUAGAUCUGGAGAUGCCUGGCCCGACAAGAUGGCGUGGUGGCGCCCUGAGCCAUGCAAUCACAUCGAACAAGAUCCCUCUUGCCGCUCUGAAUGAACGCGUUCGUGCUGUAUUGAAGCUCGUCCAGCGAGCGAGCAAAUCAGCAAUCCCUGAGCGGGCACCAGAGACACAACUCAACAGGCCAGAAGAUCGCAAGCUGUUGAGGAAAAUCGGCUCAGAAGCCAUUGUACUGAUGAAGAAUGAGGAGAACAUCCUUCCACUCAAGAAAGAGAAGAAGAUUGCAGUCAUUGGUCCGAAUGCGAAGAUUGCCACAUAUUGUGGAGGGGGCAGCGCUGCAUUGAAUCCUUAUGAGACCGUUACUCCCUUUGAUGGCAUCUCAAGGGCAGCGCAAGGAGGCGUUGAAUUUGCUCAAGGUAUUUACGGUCAUCAGAUGCUGCCAUUGCUGGGCAAGCAACUCAAAACGGCAGAUGGAGCAGUCGGCUUUACAUUGAAGAUUUUCAAUGAGCCCCCAUCCGUCCAGUCGAGGACCUUUCUCGAGGAACGCCAUGAGACAGACUCCAUGGUAAUCUUCAUGGACUAUGACCACCCGAAGCUGCAACCAGUCUGGUACGCAGACGCAGAGGGGUAUUUCGUUCCUGAGGAGUCUGGCCUCUACGACUUCGGACUCACCGUUCACGGAACGGGAAGGAUGUUCAUUGACGGGAAGCUCGUCAUCAACAAUGCCGACGUUCAGAGAGCUGGAACAAGCUUCUUUGGCAGCGGAACAAUUGAGGAGGUAGCUGCAGUUGAGCUCGAAUCCGGAAGAAAAUACACAAUCCAUGUUCAAUGGGGCUGUGGCAAAACCAGCACAUUCAGAGUUCCCGGCGUGGUUGAUUUCGGCCACGGAGGCUUCCGCUUUGGUGCCUGUAAGCAGCUGCCAUCUCAAAAAGGUAUCGAAGAGGCUGUGAAGGUUGCUCAAAACGCCGAACAAGUUAUUCUCUUCGCCGGACUGAGCGGUGAAUGGGAAUCUGAAGGAGAAGACCGGUCUAAUAUGAGCCUGCCUCCCGAUACGGAUGAGCUUAUCUCACGAGUUCUGGAGGCCAAUCCUAACACAGUCAUUGUGCUUCAGAGUGGCACUCCUGUGGAAAUGCCCUGGAUUGGCAAGGCCAAAGCUCUGCUUCAUGCUUGGUAUGGUGGGAAUGAGACUGGAAACAGCAUUGCUGAUGUAGUCUUUGGUGAUGUGAACCCGUCUGGAAAGCUCCCUCUCACAUUCCCUCGUCGUCUUAAGGACAACCCCACAUACUUCAACUACCGAUCGGAAGGCGGGCGAGUGCUAUACGGCGAGGACGUGUAUGUGGGAUAUCGGUACUAUGAAGGACUGGAGGUUGAGCCAUUGUUCCCCUUCGGGCAUGGUCUCUCAUACACAGCAUUUGAACUGUCUGAUUUGCAGUUGACUCGAGAUACGCAAGGUCUCGUCAGCGUCUCUUGCAAGGUGCGCAACACAGGUUCUAGGGACGGAGCGGAAAUUGUCCAAGUGUAUGUGUCACCCGUCGCACCCCCGAUCAAGCGGCCGUUGAAGGAACUCAAGGAGUUUUGCAAGGUUCAUGUUGAGAGUGGUGGAGAGGAGAUCGUGAAAAUUACCGUGGAUAUCAAGCAUGUGACUAGUUUCUGGGAUGAGAAGACUAGCAGUUGGUGCAGCCACAGCGGCAUCUAUAACAUCAUGGUGGGAACCAGCAGCCAAGGAGAGUUCUUGGAAAAGCCCUUGGAAUUGAGCGAAACCACCUUUUGGUCAGGCGCUUGGGAUGGGCAAAUAUGA